AUGGCUUCACAGCAGCCCUCGAGCAUGUCCAAGAGACCUCGGUUGUCUCUUCAGAUCAAGACGGCGUGCAACCCGCCAUCGAAAAGCCUAAGGGGCAUUCCCUUGAACCCAAGUGAUCCGACUACGUUCAAUACAAUGUCAAACAUUUACGUUACGGCUAUUGAGAGGUCCUCGGCCAUGCAAUCUGAACCCAUCACCGCCAUAAAUACCCUUCAGAAUUUCAGUCUUCAAUCACCAAUCGAGAAGAGUGACUCAAAACCAAGGGUCGUGACGCCAUACGUACCAACAUAUCCUGAGACGCCAUUAACAGCACAACCAGUCUCACCGCAGCAAGUGAAUUAUGUGUUCCCAAGCACAAUGACUGCCACGCCACCCCUGUCGGCGGGAGCAGUUGACAAUACAUCAAAAGUUUUUACAUUUUCGUCAGCGGACAUUUCAUCACCAAGGACAAGCCGGACGGUUGAGUCACCAAUAGAUGAUCGGACACCACUACGUCGCCGGGCACUUUAUUCAUUCUCAAGAUACGAUAGUCAGCUUCCAUACACACAUCCUCGAAGCCUGCACAGCAUCCUCAGGAACUCUCCCCUUCCUCCCAGAACAGCAAUUCCACCACCAUCCCCAAGGCGGCAGUCCCUGCGUCUGCAAGAAAAAGCCGCCAAGAAGGUAGAAUACGACAGCCCGUUGGAAGAAGAAAUCACCACAUCCAAAUACAUCAGGUCUCACAUUGACCUUUUAUCCGAAGAUGCCUCCCCCUUAUCUCCCGCAUACAUCCACUCCGCCGUGGCCAGAGAGCCUGACACAGUCCUCGACAUGGCUUUAGCAUUCACCGCCAAUGAGAUUCAGGACGGUGGACAAACUCCCGGCCCCUUUGAAGAAAUGAGACGCAGGAUGGCAGGACUAGGAGCCGGGUCUCCCAUGUCUCCUGAUGCGUCAACAAUCAACCGGAAGCGAAAGCGUACCGAAAAGAAGCGGCACUGGGUAUGGACUAUUGGGCAGGAGGAAGACGAGGAAGACGUCGGCGGUGCCAUUGCUGCUUUGCGAUCUGGAGCAGCAAACAAGAAGGCUAGAGCGUCUGAAGAGGGUGGCCAAGACGUUACAUAUGAAGAAUUAUUGACGCCCAGUAUUGAAAGCGUCAGCUCUGCAGCCGAUUCUUCAGAGGUGGAAAUGUUGGACACGGCCAGUGUCGCAUCUACAGACGAGCAACCACGGCGUUGUCUCUCCGUGCCAUCUGAUACGGAAGCGGAGGCAAAGACUCCAACAGCGCCAAGAGGCGGUAUUGAAUCCGCGCAGCAGAAGAGGGAUACACCUAUUCCGGAGUUGGCUGAGAAUGGCGACGCGUCUAUGCAUGCUGUACAUGAAAAUUAG
This is a messenger RNA of Pochonia chlamydosporia 170, 1365 nucleotides long. RefSeq lists its product as hypothetical. NCBI's taxonomy places the organism in Eukaryota, Fungi, Ascomycota, Sordariomycetes, Hypocreales, Clavicipitaceae. Bases 1 to 1365 code for a protein of 454 amino acids. The record is from RefSeq and is a predicted model, not a curated record. The transcript has a single exon.